UUUGCGCAUGUGCGGGGUGAAACCUGAAGAAGGUGAAGAUGGCGGCGGCCAGGGCGGGGGUCCUGGGAGUCCGGUGGCUGCGGAGGGCAGCCGGGAACGUGGUGCCUUUGGGUGCACGGACAGCCUCCCAUAUUACCAAGGACAUGCUCCCGGGGCCCUAUCCUAGGACCCCAGAAGAACGGGCUGCCGCCGCCAAGAAGUAUAAUAUGCGUGUGGAAGAUUACGAGCCUUACCCGGAUGAUGGCAUGGGGUAUGGCGACUACCCGAAGCUCCCUGACCGCUCACAGCAGGAGAGGGAUCCAUGGUAUGCCUGGGACCACCAAGAGCUGAGAUUGAACUGGGGUGAACCGAUACACUGGAACCUAGACAUGUAUAUCAGGAACCGUGUGGACACGUCCCCCAGUCCUGUUUCUUGGAAUGUCAUGUUUAAGCAGCUCUUUGGCUUUGUGGCCUUCAUGGUGUUCAUGUUCUGGGUUGGGGAGAAUUACCCUGCCUACCAGCCUGUGGGGCCAAAGCAGUAUCCUUAUAAUAAUCUGUACCUGGAACGAGGCGGCGAUCCCACUAAAGAACCUGAGCCGGUGGUUCACUAUGAGAUCUGAGGAGGCUUCGUGGGCUUUUUUGCCCUCUAACUAGGACUCCCUCAUUCCUAGAGAUUUAAUCUUAAUGUAAUCCCUAAUAAAAUUUAGUGCUAUA
Messenger RNA from Cynocephalus volans (Philippine flying lemur), 693 nucleotides. It is a transcript of the gene NDUFB8, whose product is annotated as NADH:ubiquinone oxidoreductase subunit B8. Gene Ontology annotation, biological process: mitochondrial electron transport, NADH to ubiquinone. NCBI's taxonomy places the organism in Eukaryota, Metazoa, Chordata, Mammalia, Dermoptera, Cynocephalidae. Bases 39 to 599 code for a protein of 186 amino acids. The transcript has 5 exons. The record is from RefSeq and is a predicted model, not a curated record. Gene Ontology annotation, cellular component: mitochondrion.